Oncorhynchus keta (chum salmon) is the source of this 3237-nucleotide messenger RNA. It is a transcript of the gene fzd10, whose product is annotated as frizzled class receptor 10. Lineage: Eukaryota; Metazoa; Chordata; Actinopteri; Salmoniformes; Salmonidae. Gene Ontology annotation, biological process: canonical Wnt signaling pathway; non-canonical Wnt signaling pathway. The coding region runs from base 791 to 2557 and encodes 588 amino acids. The record is from RefSeq and is a predicted model, not a curated record. Gene Ontology annotation, cellular component: plasma membrane. The transcript is spliced from 2 exons. Gene Ontology annotation, molecular function: Wnt-protein binding; Wnt receptor activity.
CUAUCUCGAGUGGAAAGAUACAGAAAGCCAGUUGGUUUAUCUUUGGGUAUGUUUUGUGUCUGCAUAUACCUGCGCUGGAACGUGUUAAAUUCGGACACUUUUCUAUCUAAAGUUUUAGUCGGAAAUGGGGCAAAUAGCCAAUGAGUAGUUUGCUGCGAACAAGCUCUAAAAUGCUGUGAUGGUUGGUCUACUCUACAGGCUGUUCCGCACCAUUUCAAAAAAAUCACCGUGUCAGUUUCAUCUUUCUUAUGUAAAGUAGCUGUCUUUGAAGGCGGAUCUUUUGGCAGGUUAGCCCAGGACAGUUGCAACGACAAGCUCAAACGAGAAAUGCCACCAACCAGUCCAAACUGAAUAGGUCUGUCUCUGGAGUGGUUAGUUAGGAAUAGACCUCAACUCUGUUUUAGUUAAUUAGGUUACUACACCGUUUGCGUGGAUUUAUCGUACGCAUUUAGGCUACUCAAACGCGGUGCAAGAGGAAGAGCAAUUUAGUUGAGUUGGUAAAUGACAGACUGGUUCCAUUCGCGCUGCAGGACCGCAUUUUAAUGUCUAUGUGCAGGACAGAGACAGGAGGAUUCCGACCUGACGUUGUUGAAACCGAGGAGUACUGUCCCUUAACGCACUUUUAGAAGCUCUGGAACGUUUGUUUGGAUCGGAACACUUUUUAUCCAAUUAGAAAAAGAACCAAGGCAGACCAAAAAAAUUGUGCAACGGACUAGGCACAACUACAGUAAAUGCAUUUAAUCUCUUAACAUGUUGGAUUUUUCUGGAACAAAUUGAUACACUUCAAAACAUGGACAUUAUGGUUCAAAGAGGAGAGACUAUGCAUUCCACUGCUAAACUGAGCCUUAUCAAUGUGCUACUGGUCUGUCUGAGUGGUGGCUGCUCAGCCAUCAGCUCCAUAGACCCAGAUCGGCCGGGUGAAGGGAGAUGUCAACAGAUUGUCAUCCCCCUAUGUAAGGACAUUGGCUACAACAUGACAAGGAUGCCCAAUCUGAUGGGCCACGAGGACCAGAAUGAGGCAGCUAUCAAGCUACAUGAGUUUGCCCCUCUCAUAGGGUUUGGAUGCCACACUCACCUCAAGUUUUUUCUCUGUUCACUGUAUGCACCUAUGUGCACGGAGCAGGUAUCCACCCCAAUCCCUGCCUGCAGAGUGAUGUGUGAGCAGGCCAGGCAAAAGUGCUCCCCUAUCAUGGAGCAGUUCAACUUCCGCUGGCCUGACUCCCUGGACUGCUCCAGACUACCUACUAAAAAUGACCCCAACAACCUCUGCAUGGAGGCCCCCAACAACGGCUCAGACGAGCCCCCCAAAGGCUCCCACACCCAGCGUCCUGACUUCAGACUUCAGCGGCCCAUGAAGGAGACGGAGAGCAAGGAGACCUGCAGUAACCCAGGCAAGUUCCACUAUGUGCAGAAGAGUGAGUCCUGCGCCCCCAAGUGCUACCCCAAAGUGGAUGUGUACUGGAGUCAGGGAGAUAAGCAGUUCUCUCUGGUGUGGAUGGCUAUCUGGUCCAUCCUCUGCUUCAUCUCCAGCUCAUUCACUGUCCUCACCUUCCUCAUUGACCCCCAGCGAUUUAAAUACCCCGAGAGGCCUAUCAUCUUCCUCUCCAUGUCCUACUGUGUCUACUCUGUGGGCUACCUGGUCCGUCUGUUUGUGGGAGCAGACAGUAUCGCCUGUGACCGGGACAGUGGGGUCCAGUACAUCAUCCAGGAGGGACUGGAAAGCACGGGCUGCACCAUCGUCUUCCUCAUCCUCUACUACUUCGGCAUGGCCAGCUCCCUCUGGUGGGUCAUCCUCACACUCACCUGGUUCCUGGCUGCAGGGAAGAAGUGGGGCCACGAGGCCAUCGAGGCCAACAGCAGCUAUUUCCACCUGGCGGCCUGGGCCAUCCCAGCCAUCAAGACCAUCAUGAUCCUGGUGAUGAGGAAGGUUGCCGGGGACGAGCUGACGGGAGUGUGCUACGUUGGCAGCAUGGACGUGAAAGCUCUCACAGGCUUUGUGCUCAUCCCACUCUCCUGCUACCUCAUCAUCGGCACCUCGUUCCUGCUGUCGGGUUUCGUGGCUCUGUUCCACAUCCGCAAGAUCAUGAAGACGGAGGGGGAGAACACGGAUAAACUGGAGAAGCUGAUGGUACGGAUCGGAGUGUUCUCCGUCCUCUACACUGUGCCUGCCACCUGCGUUAUCGCCUGCUACUUCUACGAGAGGCUCAACAUGGACUACUGGAGGAGCCUGGCCGUGGAGCAGAGGUGUGUUGACAGCAGCAGGAACAAUGCAGAGUCUGAAGAGUGUGGUAUGAAGAGCUCCAUCCCGGCCGUGGAGAUCUUCAUGGUUAAGAUCUUCAUGCUGUUAGUGGUGGGCAUCACGAGUGGCAUGUGGAUCUGGACCUCAAAAACACUGCAGUCAUGGCAGAAUGUGUUUAGCAGGAAGCUGAAGAAGAGGACUAGGAGGAAGGCUGCCAGUGUGUUUACAAGCAGUGGGCCUUACAUCAAGCCUCACCCAGCACUGAAAGCGCACAACACAAAGUAUGAGCCUACCAGGCCCCCUCCUACAUGCGUAUGAGCUGGCGCUCCCACAGACAGUCUGCGAAACCAAAAUCCUUCUAAAGCCCUUACCUAAAACAGACUUAUUUUGUUCAUAUUUAUUUUAAGUAUUUUUUUGUUAUCUUGAUCCAUCUCAAGCUACAAGGACAGCCUUUGUUUCAAAUAUCUGCUACUCCUGGAACCACUUAUCCAUUUAAGAACAUGAUAGAGGAAAAACACUUUUUGUUUACAAGACAAAGAAAUUGGAAUAAACCAUUUGGAUGUGCAAUAGAUGUUUUCCUUAGUGGCAAAAAAAAGACAGUACUGUAGAAAAAGAUGAAAGACAAUGAAAAGACUCUGACAAAAGGGAGUGAAUGGUCUGGGAGAUGGAGACCCUUUAGUGUUGCGUUGUGUGGCUUUUUAAUGGAAAUCAAGGCAGUGCCACAUGUUUGGACUGAAGUGAGAAAGCAGCUGUUGAAAGGGGCUCAGGAUUGCAUGGACUGCCUAAUGUGACGCAAAAUCACGCCACAAAUAAAUCAACAAGCACUGGACAUCGCAAAAGUGACUAUUUGUACAGACAGUUUUCCUGUUGUUGUAUCUUUGCUGUUUUAUAGCACAAGGGAGCAUUUGUAUAUAUUUCUUGAAGUUCAUAUUUUAUAAAAAAAAUAAUAAUAAUAAAACAUUCCAGUUUUAAAUGUCCAAAACUGGAACUGUAUAUUA